This is a messenger RNA of Tetrahymena thermophila SB210, 3579 nucleotides long. Its product is annotated as GPCR-chaperone protein. The transcript is spliced from 8 exons. NCBI's taxonomy places the organism in Eukaryota, Ciliophora, Oligohymenophorea, Hymenostomatida, Tetrahymenidae. The record is from RefSeq and is a predicted model, not a curated record. Gene Ontology annotation, molecular function: protein binding. Gene Ontology annotation, cellular component: cytoplasm.
AUGUAGAAAAAAAAUGAAGAUUUUCAUGAUGAUUUCACAUAAAUUGACGAAGAUGAAAAUGAAAGCAGCAAAAACGUUUUUUCUAACAUGAAGAAGCUAGGAAAUAGUCAAUACUUUUCUAAUCCUUCAAGGCUGUAAAAAUAAAAAAUACCAGAUUUUGAACCUCGCUCUAAUGAUUUGAAUGCAAUCGUAUCUAAUCAAUCGCUGAACAGCUAAGCAUAUAAAUCGAUUGGCUCAAUUUAAUAUCCAAACUCUUAAAGUACUACAAAUGAAUAUGAUAAAAAAAUAUCUUUUUAACAACCUUCUUAUAGAAAUGGUUCUUAGCCAUAAAUAUAUUAAUAGCUAGGUGGCAUGUAAAAUUAAAAUCAAUCUUUAAAUUUAAUAGAAAUGGGUAGCGAUAGUAAACAUUAGGCGUACCAUCAUAUUAAAAACAGCAAUCAUAUACAUAUUAAAGGAUACGAAGAAGAAAAUAUAAAUGAUAAUGAUUAUAGUAGCUCUGAGUUUGAUGUUAGUGAAAAUGAAGCUGUAGGACCUUCUUAUAAUAUUAACUAGUCUAUACUUAAUCAGUACAAAAAUACAUUUUUUAACUAAAAGAUUAAAGAAUUUAAUGAAAGGAAAGCUCGUUGUCAUACUCUUUUACCAAAAUAAGCAUAAAAGUAUUUUAGAGAUUAAAAAACUACUAAAAGUUAUAUUGAGCAUACUCCUAAGAAUAUAAAUGAUGGGUCUAUAUAGGUUUAAAGUAUAAAAGCUAGUAAUUCAGUAAAGCGGUUACAAGAUAGUUCAUUUGAUGAUCUUUAAAAAUAAAACUUUUCUGUGAAAGGAGUAAGAAAUAAAAGUGCAUUUUAGUAGCGUACAAAUAGCGAUGAGAACUUAAACUAAAACAAUUAUGAAUACAAUAAUAAUUAGAUAUUAAUAAAACAGGGUGUUUCAAAUGAUAUUAAAAUAUAAUAGCAGUAAUAAUUGUAAAACUAAAUAGCCUAAGUGUUACCUUAAAGUGUAUUAGAUGCUAAUAAAUUUAAUUUAAGUUUUAGUAGCCAGCAGAAUAAUUUAUUGUAAUAGAAGAAACAGAAUAUUUAAAGUUAAGAUAAUGUUAAAGAUACAUCUUCAAAAAUCAAUGGAAAUGGCUCUAAGUUUUAACAGCAUAAUAUUCCUAAUACCUAGACUAAGAUAUCUCCGAAUGAAUUGAGUAAAAUUCUACAAAAUAAUAGCAAUCAAUAACCUAAUUAAAAAUAAGUUAAUAGUUCUUCUAUUUAAACAACAUCUGCAUCUUAAUUUUCUAUAACACAAGCUAAUCAGGCUUAAAAAAGUAGUAAUUCUUCAAAUAGACCGACUUCUUUUUCAUAUGGGAUAAACAAAUAAAUAAAAGAAGAAUCCAUUCAAAAGCAAGUUAUAAAAUCGUAGUAAGUUCAAGCUAAGUUAGAAGAAUAAUCCAAAAAUAUAGAAGAAAAAAAGGCAGCCUUCUAAGAAUAGCUUUAGAAAAAAUUUAAUAACGCUCAAGCAUAAAAUAAUAAUGAAAAUAAAAACUUAUAAAAAAAUAAUUUUUAAGAAACAAAUAACAUAUAAAAUUAAACCUAUUUAAACAAUAAAUAAAAUUAAUUGACAUAAAAUUAAAAUAACAAAUAAAUUGUUUCAAACUAAUAAAUUUAAAGCUAAAACUAAUUUGUAGGAAAUGAUACAAACUCUAAAUUUUCUAGUAUUAUUUCUCCUAAUAUAAAGUAAGAGCAGUUUUAAGACAUCGACACUCUUAAUGUUAAUUAAAUACAAUAUAAUGUUCCCAAUAAUUUAGCUAACAGUAUUUCUGACUUAGGUCUAGAUGCUUAAUCUAGAUCAUCUAUUUCGCAAAAAUAUGGGUUAGAAAAAUAAUCCAGCUUUAAAAUGCAACAAUUACAGAAUAAUUUUAGUAAUCAGUAAUAUUUGUAAGCAAAUGAUGCAUAUUAACGUAAAUCUAAAAAAUCUUUAUAAAACGAUCAUGAUUUGUUGGCUUUUCCUGAAAAUGAGACUUUUGUGGGUACAAUUAAUACAAUUGAUGUUAAAGUUGAUACUCAAACAGUAAAAACAGCACAAGUGGUAGAUAAAAAAGAAUAAAAUAGACUUAUAGAUAGUGAAAUAUAUGAUUCGCUUGUGAGAGCUAUUUUUUAAAGCAAUAUUCAACUAGUUGAAACAAUUGUUAAGAGAAUUAUAAAUGAAGAAAGGUAUCAUUUAAUUAAUAAAGUCGAUGAAAAAGGUAAUACUCCUCUACUGCUUGCAGUCAAACUAUCUUAUUCUAAUCCAAAUUAUUACAGUAUCAUAAAAAUAUUGCUCAAGCACGAUGCAGAUCCACGAAUUAGAGACAGAUAAGAUUGGAGCUGUUUUGAAGAAGUAGUUUCUCAGAAAGACCAUUAAUUAGCCAGCUUACUUUUCGAAAAUCUCAUUAACUUUAAAAAAAAAGCUUUACUUUAGUAAAAAAGAGAAAUUGACAAUUUGUUGCUCUCAGAUGUUCCAGAUUUUUAUAUGGAGAUGAAAUGGGAAUUUGAGAGUAAUAUUAUUCCAUUUGUGUCUAAACUUGCACCUUCAGAUACAUUUAAAAUCUGGAAAUAUGGAAGGUCUGUCAGGUGUGAUAGCACAUUUGCUGGAUUUUAAAAGUAUCGCUCUAAGAGAAGAGCUUAAUCGCUACUUUUUAAUUGUCUGAACUUGAACUAAAAAUAAGUAAACAUUUAAACGGACUUUGAUUUUUUGACGAUUGUUCAAAAAGAAGAAAAGACUUUCCAUUUCCCUCUCUAAGAAGUAGACCUUGAAGAAAAGAAAAAAAUUGUUUAAGAUCUCUUAAACUCUACAGAUAGCAUUUAAGGAAAUCUUAAGAUAGAAAAAACUACUAUAAAUUAAAGUAAAUCCUUCUUUGGAUCAAAACAAAGUCACAAAAUAUAAGGCUACACAUGUGAUAAGUAUGAUUUAUAGCUAAGAUAUAGAUAUAUGAUCUUUAAAAAAACAAGAAUACCAUUCCUUAAAAACUACGAAAAGUAUAUUAGCAGCAACUGCGAUUUAUCUCCUACCAAAUCUGUUGUUAGUCCUAACGAAGCUUCUUACUUAAGUGAUAGGAGAAAUGAGAGUAUGUACAAUUAGCAGCAGCUGAGUUAUUAGGUGAGCAUGAAAGAUAUUAAAAUUAAUGGAAUGGAUAACGGUAAUCCUUUUGAAGUUAAAAUAACUGAGACUAACAAAAAUGAAAUCAAAAAGUAAACACUAGGAUUAUAUGUUUCUGAAGACUUUCCUAUAAAAUUUAAAGUAUUUAUGCCACUUUUGUAAUUUUUAAGCAAUGGCAAUUAACUUUUGAUGAACCUCUAUGAAGUUUUCAAAGAUUAGUAAGUAAAUGAUGUACUAAUUAAAAAAGGUUUUCCAGUAAAAGUAUAAAUCCCUUUAAGUUACUCAAUUUAUGCAAAUAUAACUUUCUCAGCAUUUAAGCCACUUAGUUGUUAUGAGAAUGAAAAUGUCACAUAAUUAUUUAACAUACCAAAUGAUUCAGUUUUUGCAAACAGAAAAUAAAAAUAAAAUACAAUGAUAAAAUAGAAAAAAAGAUUGAUGCUAGCUAAUUUAUAUUUAUCAUGA